Messenger RNA from Dermacentor andersoni, 7853 nucleotides. RefSeq lists its product as uncharacterized. Lineage: Eukaryota; Metazoa; Arthropoda; Arachnida; Ixodida; Ixodidae. The record is from RefSeq and is a predicted model, not a curated record.
CCGUGGUGCAGUGCUCCGGAUAAUCUUUGACCAUCUGCGGAUCUUUAACGCGCACGGUACACUUUCGUAGUGUUGUUGCAUUCCGCCCCAUCGGAAUGCGGUCGGGAUCGAACCCGCGACUUCUUGCUCAGAUGCGCAACGCCAUAGCCCCCACGGCAGGUGGCUCGGUGACUGUGUAUGCGAGCUGGCACACAGUCAGAAGGCGGGGCUGUGCAAUUUGGUUGCACGACUUGAAAAAAAGAAAGCAAAAGCGUUAUGCGUGGUGUAAAAAGCCGCUGCAGGCACAAGGCCUGGAGCAUAGAGUUUCAUGCAAUAAUUACAAGAGGGAACUCUGGUGGCGCUAGUGUCUACGGGAGCUGUAAUGGGAACGGUUGAGCUAGCAUGGGAAUUAUGGGAAGUACAUGGAUUUGCCUCAACUUCGUCCUUCUGGCUUCAAACGGCUUCGUGACUUUGUAAAUUAAAAAUUUUCACCUAAGUGUUGUGGGAUAAAUAAUUAAAGAAUCGGGCCUGUACUGCACGCACACAUGGGAACCCCAGGGGAUGUGACGGAUUUUCGGCAUUUGUUCUUUGUUGUCUGCUUUGUCCAUACGUCCGCGCACUCGUCCGAGGUCUUUCGAUGACACACCGAGACGAACGUGUCUGUCUUUCCUGCUGUCAGGGGACACGCUGCGGCCACCUUAUGCCUGCCAAGAGCCGAUCACCGCGCCAGUGUACCCAAUGCACUCGCUUAAUGAAUAUACACACACUACCUAGAAGUUGCUUUGCCGCACUGCAUGAAUCUUCUGUCAACGGAACGUGGUCUUGGUGAUACGUACGAAAAGACACGCAAGAAGGAUUUGUCCAAAUACGGCUGCUCAGAGACAUUUUCUAUAUGCGUGCAUGGAAGCCACGCUAACGAAAUUUCAUCUCAGCCUGAGCGUUCAGACUGGAGUUGAGUUGUCCGCAAUUGCACAAGCCGGAUUCAUAAGUGCAUAUAGGAUGCAUCUCGACGAACACAGCUGCAUGCUGAGGCAGCGAGAAAAUACACGUUUGUCGCGGCUCCUUUGAGCCCCUGCAUGGUCGCAGCUGAUAAUGAUACUUCGUCAGCUCACCACUUGCUUUUUUCUCACGUAUUACCGAUUAGCUUGUUCAGAAUGUCAGAUGAAUGUCCAACGGUGGUGAUGAUGAUGAUCCUCUACCGCGACCCGUAACCGCCAUAAGAUUCUUCUUCUCACGCAUUGUAAUGCUACACUACAGCGUGCGGAAAGGGACCACGCUGCAACGGUGAAAAAAGGCUCCCUCCUUUCCGCCUCUCCUUAAAAAAAAAAAAAAAUGACUCUACAAUGCGUUGAACAAACCACGGAACGUAUCCAAAGCAAAGGAGAAGCGCACCGAGUGACCACGCUAUACUGCAGGUAGGAAGGGCUUUCACGGGUUAGGCUGAUGGUUGUCUAUCGACACAUGCUUCCAAGCCAACGCGUUUCAGCCGAACAACCGACCACGUAUGGCAGGCUGUGUGUACGAAAGAUGCCGUUGCCGUGGAAAAAAAAUGAAAACAGGGCCGGCGAGCGGCGCGCGUACACACACGCGCGGCCGCCGAGCGAAGGGGAACGACCAGGGAAAAUAGGUGAACCCGAGAAAGUCGGUCCUCCUCCGGCGCGCGCAGCCGCUGAACCCGGCGGCCGGGAGAGUGUGCGAAAAUAGGGGAGGGAAAAAGUGGACCCCCCCCUUGCCGGCGCGUUUUUUCCAUUCCGUCUCGGCGGCGAAUGAAAGUCCCCUCAUUGCCGGUCGUGCACGCGCCGCCGGCCACGCUGACGCUUUUGCCGCGCACCGGACCGGUCGCCUGCAGCGAGCGAACUUCGUGCGCGGCCCCCGAGCAGCGGCGCGCGAGAGUGCAUCGCGAAAGGUUGCAGCGACGUGCCGCCGGACCGCUAGUGGGAGGAACGGUUGCCCCCCCUCUUGGCUCGGCUCUUCCCAGUGUGUGCCUGUGGGCGGGUGCCCGUCGGUGAACGUGCGCGUCCGACCGCAGCCUGAAGGCACUAGCUUUUAACAUCUAAUCGCCAGCCACGAGUGUGCACCAAGAACCUGGAUUCAGUGGAAGUCGUAGCCGUUAGCAACGCCACUGCUCACGUCGCUGCAAUCCCGAGGAGCGGACACUGCCACUGGAGAGGCCAAUGACCAACACUGCCAGCAACCUGUAGGUUGGACGUGUGUGUGUGUCAGGGCAACUUGUUCCGUUGACUGGGUCUGCCGUGUGGGCAAGUACUUGGUGACUGCAAAUGUGCGUUUCGGCCCUCGGCUAGCCCCGGUGCCAGGUUCCGACCACUAUACUGCGGACUUGGAAACGAAGUCGUCAGUACACGAGUUGCCUCUGAGGCUAAGGAGCUGGAGGGUUCCGCUGUCAUCGAGUGACGCAACGAAGCUAAGAUUGACGGACGAAGUCCUGUCGCCUUUACGCACGUGCUGUCGGAACUCCCCCAAAAAAUCGGUCCAAUUUGCGUACGCGACGGACCCCGGCCGAAGCAGUGAUUGAUCGAUGGACACGCAUCAGUGCGCAUAGGUUGUCAACGCUCCCGGACGAAGGAAAAAUAGAAGCGCCACGUGACAGCGGCGGCUACUGUUGUGGCAUGGUUGUGGUUUGACAGACCGCUGGCACCGCUCCCAGCGCGGCGGCUACAGGCGCGCCGUCAACGUGUAUCGCGCCAACGAGGGACACCGGCGAUUUUCACCCGGCGGAUGCUGGAUUUGGCGCCCAACCGAAACCGCCGCCCUCACCCCUUUCGACUUUCCGGGAAGGAUCGAGGUCUGAUUGCGUCGAAAUUCAAAGCAACCGUAAUGCGGUCGGCCUCCAAGCAUAACCUCCGGCAGAACGGACCGUCGUUUUCUUGGACAAAGCCAUGCUGAAACUGCUGCUCAACCACUGGCAAGAGUCGUACCACAAGGCUCCGACCAGGGUUACCAGCGAGGACCCGUUGCUCUGCACGGACCUCGCCAAGACUCGACCGAACGAGGAGUUCCUCGUGUCUAGGGUUAACCCGGUCUUCGUAGACUCUAGCAGUGACGUUUCACCAAGUAGCACAAUCAACAAACCAUCGACGUCCACCAGGACUACUGCUGACGUCCACAGUUCGCAGGACGGGGAUAACGAAGCCGCUUCGACGUCCAAGGAUCCCCCGAAACCACCUGAUCCACUGAGAGGGGCCGCUGAAUCAGCUUCCACGUCAGCUGUUGCAGAAACGAAUUCUAACUCCGAAGCUGCUUCGAAGAUAGACACGACAGAUUCGGAAGUUGUAGUGACAGCUGACAGUGAUAAAAAGCCGAGCGAGUCGCAGCCUUCGGAAGGCGACUCACCAAAGGACUCACUGGAGACUGACAGGUCCUCUUCACCGAAGCCCUUGGUGGAGCUUCGCGGGUGGCAAGAGAACAAGCCGGAGGACAGAGUGCUCGACCGCUUGAGAAGUUCGGGAAGGGCGUCACUCAUCACGAAGGAAAAACUCAACCUUGUAGAGAAAGUGAUCGCCGAGAGACUCGGCAGGAGGAUUCCGGAGCCCGGCAUACGUAAGACGAUCGAACUCCUCAAGAACGAGUCAGCACCCCCGUCCCCGCAGCAGACGCUUCUACCAGCUGCAAAGAGAGAGCAAGUCGAGGCAGGCCUUGAGCAACCUUCCACGUCAGCAGCGCCUCCGGAACCGUCUCCUACAAGCAGCGGUGACAGGCAGGAAAGUCCCGUGCCAUCUAUCACACCUCCGCCGCCGACUUCAACGGAGGAGACAGCGUCUGUUGUCGACGGCAGCGUCCAAGCCGAAGCAAGCAAGACCCCCGAAGCCCCUUCUGAAGCGGGAUCCUCAGUGGCGUCAGCGUCUGCGCCCAAGGAAGAGAGCUCGGAGACAGUCAGCAUGCCCAAAAUUGAGGACGCCCAUUCAGACUCCAUGACGGAUUCGUCCAACAGCAAGAAGGAGGAACGCAAGACCGGCAAGUCUUCCGGUCCGUCCACAUCGGAGGACAGCGGCAUCACGCGAGGCGACCAAGUCUACUCGGAAUCGGGCCGACGCAAGGUUUCGACAAAGUCUGAUUCCUCGGACCAGAGCAGCUCUGAGGCCAGUAGAGGAAAGCGCCACCGCAGAAUUAAGAAGGACUCGUCCCGGGACAGCACCAAGAAGCGGCACAAGUCGUCCUACAAGUCUCGCUGCAGCUUCUGCAGCAAGACAGCCAAGAAGUCCCACCAGAGGAAUGGCCGCAAGCACAAGCACCGGAGCAUGACCGAGUCCGGCCUCGUGUCAGGCUCCGGCUCGCUGUCGGACCUGGCCUUCGAGCACCCGUGGCUGAGCGACAGCUGCACUGCCCUUUGCCGCCAGAAGCGGUCCUCCAUCACGUGCAUGGAGAGCUGCAGGGACUACCCCUGCGAGGACUUCCACAACGCCGUUUACAGGUAUCCCGGGGGCCACCUUGGCUGCGAAGGCUGCAGCUGCAUCCGGGCUCCGUUCCCCGAGUGCUGCCGUUGGGGCGACGUUCCUCGCAGCCGCUACUCGUGGAACGGCAGCGAGGCGGCUGCCGUGGCGGCGGCUGGCGGACACCCCCUGUGCGCUUGUCGCAGGGCGCACCCCGUGUUCUCGUCCAGGAGGAAAGUCAAGUUUGCCCACAAGUCCAAGGACUCUCUGCAGCAGAAGACUGAGUUGAACGAAGACGAGGAAGAUGCUGAUCAGGCAUCCGGCGAGGGCAACCCCGACUCCGCCACCAAGUCGGACCAAGGGAGCUUCGGCGAAGUGCCCGCCAAGGAGCCCCCAUCCAACGGCCACAUUCUGGCUGAGAAUGGCUUGCUGGAGAAGCAGCAGGGGCCUCCGGGACCCCCUUACGCCUGGGAGGAAUGGCGGCGAUACAUGCGGGAAAAGACUCUUCGCUCCCGCCGCAAGAGGGCGCUCUGCAUGGGCGUCAUCGCACUGUCCAUCAUACUGUUCGUGGGCAUCUCAGUAUCCCUGGGCCUCGCAUACUUGCGCAGGAAGUUCUGAAGCGCCGCCAGUGUGCAGAAUCCGGACCAGUCGAGGGAUAUAUAGCCGCUGCGCUGGCGUUUCUGCGGAGCACGUCCCCUCAGUUCGACCGCGGCGCUUACGGCCAAGCCCAUUGUGGUACACGAGUUCAAUGCACAGCAUUUAUGCUCUUCCAUAAGGUGGAAGUAAAAGACAACGCGGGAAAAUGUUUGAGAUAGCAAGAUGACAGGACUUAAGAUCGCAUGUCAUCCGCAGGUUCCGGCGCAUCGAGCGUACUGAAUCGGCUUGAUGCAUAGCACGUGAAGAGCUGGAUUUCCACAAUCCAUCAAUAACGUAUCGCGGGUGAAAUUGUGAGCCUUUCUUGAUUGGUUUCUUUGCUAUAGUUUCGUGUAGAUAUUAGUCAAAUUGAUUACUGCGCACUGCGCUUAUUGCUUUCACUUUGAUUCCAAAAGCCUAGAAACGCUUAUAAUUUCUGAAUUUUUAGGCAUAAAAAUCUAACGCAGCUCUUUACAAGCCCCGAUGUGCGAGUAGUCUAUUUGGAAUGUGCAAAGCACGCCCGCUUAUUCGCUCUGCGCGAGAGAUACAGAGACUCUUUGCCAACAAGAGAAUCUGGAUGUAAUACCUUGUAAGGAGCCUUGUAAUACCAUUACCAGAAAUGCAGAGCGACACAAGCAGCUACUGCUUAGGAGUGUAACAGAGUGCAGCCCCCGCUAGCCGCAAAAUUAGGUGAACGUACUGUGUAAUCACAGAAAGAAUCCACGACGAUGGCAGUGUACUCGUCCAAUCGUGCAUCCUGCCAAACGACGAGGGAGCAAGGACUCAUCACGGAGACGCAAACAACGUGCGCCUCGACCCCAAUACGCGCGGUCUCCGAGGUCGUCGGGCUGCGCGGCCAGAGUUGGCGAUCAUCGGUGCACACGGACCAGGCCGCCUGGGGAGGAUGGACGCAGCGCUCGUUACCGCGUUACCGUGUGUGUGUUUCAAGACAUGCGCCGCCUCCUUCGAAAGCCAUCGUGGAGCGUGCAAAGCCGCCGACGCUCCCUGCAAUACCCCAGGCCGAACUGCGUGUGGAAGUCAUUCUUUUUUCCCCUCUCUCCUUUCUCACAAGAAAAGACACUAACAAGUGCGUACAUACGUUUCCAAUAGUGGACCGCUUUCCGCCAAGAGCCCUUAAAAGCGGCGGACCGAAUGCACGCCGCUGUGUUUCUUUCUUUCUUUCUUUCUUUCUUUCUUUCUUUGUUGAUCUUUUCAUAUAUUAUAUCUCAAAUGGCCCUCAAUGAGGGGCACUGCGUAGGGGGGAUGGGCUUAUUUCUAUAAGUCCACUCACUAUGUAGCUAGAACUUAGGUGGAUCACUUCGUGGCAAUUGAUCAAACAUGGUUAUGAGGUGUUGUGAUCAUCAUAUUAAGUCAAGUGGAAGCGAAAGAAAAUCAAGAAAUGAAAUCAAUUGUGUAGCCAAGUUCUGAUCAUCAACCAAGAGGUUUGGUUCCGUCAUCAUUUUACUACGUAUCCUAUUUGUGCCAGUCCGGCCAGAGGAACCCUGCAGUAAGCUGUUGAAUGCGCAGAAGAAAGGUGUGUUGUUAGACUUUUCAUCAUACUUGGCGCAGAACGGGUGAGAUUGUUUGCGGAACACGCAGCUGUCAUCGACUUUCAUAACUAGGGAAAUCUGACAAAAACUGUGUGUUGACUUUCCCAGCUAGCCUUGUAGCUAUCGAAGUAUAAUGCGUGACGAAUUGCUGCGCAUUGAGAAGUAGCGCCUGCUGCUUGGAAAUGUAUUCAAGAACCAUCCAUACACUUAUUUGCUGCGCAAUGCCAGAGAGUGUUGAAACUGUCAGUGCUGAAAACGUGGCGCAAACGCGCCAUUGCUAGCACCAACCGGUGUUAGCAGGGACACGCAACUUCUAGAAGUAUUCGCUUCUUUUACGGCCCGGCGUUGUGGAUAUUGUCUCAUUAUCAUGGCCGUCUUGUAACACGCUCGUAUCACGACUCGACCACGAGAAUUGAUUGUGCGUCCCUGUGCUAGGCUGCUUGUGGUUUCUGCGUGCUUGCAGGAAACGAACAAAUGACCUCUUUAGCCAGGUUCCUGAGUUUUUUGCGUUAUUUAUAUGUACUCAGCCUUCAAACAAAUGUGCUGGCGUCCUGUCGGAUACUGGAGAAGUCAGUUGUGCAUGGUUACCCGAGCGCCCGUAUAGGGGCUACACACGUAGGUUCAAUUAUGGAUGCCUAAUGACGCCUGUAAUCAACAACCUGCAGGGAUGAUCCUCGAUCGUCAGCUGAACUGAGGACUGCUAGGACGGCUGACUAUGUAGAAAUUUUCACGGCUAAACGCCACUUGUGUCACAACUUCUCCGGGUAAGGGAGGACAAUAAGUGCCAACGAUAUGUGUACUAUAAGAGACUCGAUUUGGAGUGAGCUUCUGAAUGGCUUGACUAUAUUUCGUCUGCUUUCUAGAGCGCACCUUGUUUUUGCCAGCUCCACAUCGAGGCAGGCGUAACUAUGAAGAAAAUAACAGCCUGAAAAACUUAAAGGAAAGGGACCACUCAAUAUUCUAAGUGACAUGCAGUGAACAUGUACGACUGUUUUUUUUUCGACCACUUAUGUCAGUCACUAUACGGGGUUACCGACGCUCCGAGCUACUAGCGUAGUCACUAGUCCAAGAUGAUGUUAUUACAGGCACACUGUAAGAAGCAUUCAAUGCCUCUGUGCCUGCAGGGUAUAGUUUCGUCCAAGAGUUUUAACUGGUUACUUACUGUGUUGAAUUUUAAUUUGUUGGUACAGUAAUUAUAACUUAAGACGCCUAUACCAGGGAUAUAUGUCUGCCUGCUGCAGAGUUGUUGCUAUCGGUGUGCUUUGUGAGAUGAAAUAAAAUUUUUCUCGCCGUUUUUACAGAA